Aspergillus glaucus CBS 516.65 is the source of this 1650-nucleotide messenger RNA. Its product is annotated as serine/threonine protein kinase SAT4. The record is from RefSeq and is a predicted model, not a curated record. Bases 1 to 1650 code for a protein of 549 amino acids. NCBI's taxonomy places the organism in Eukaryota, Fungi, Ascomycota, Eurotiomycetes, Eurotiales, Aspergillaceae. Gene Ontology annotation, biological process: protein phosphorylation; intracellular monoatomic cation homeostasis; intracellular signal transduction. Gene Ontology annotation, molecular function: protein serine/threonine kinase activity; ATP binding. The transcript has a single exon.
AUGACUCCGCAAUCUACUGCUACUUCUCCUGUUGCGUCCGCUGUCUCCUCCGCCACAAAUUCUCAGAUUUUUAGCGACCCGCGAGAUGGAGAUGCUGCUCAGGUAACCCGUGCCCUUGCGGGCAUGAAUCUGUCCGCCAUGAAUGGGGAUUCACUUCCUGCGCCUCCGCCACACGGCGCCACGAGACCGGCCAGGCCUACCAUGGCAAAUCGCAUCUCUCGCAUGUUUUCUUCCACCAAGACCACCACUUCCAAGGACCAGCCCUCGGAUUCAAAUCGUGACUUUUCCGAUAGCAGUUCGGAUGGCGCCAAGGCUCCUUCGGCCAAUGGCAGUCAGAAGCCAGGCAGCAAGCCCUCGUCUAAACCUCCGUCCCGCGCACCUUCUCGCCAGACCUCCACUAAAGGUGACGAUAGAGAUAAAGAGAAGAAACCCAAGUUGAGCAGUGGCAAAGAGCAGAAAGAUAGCGCCGCCAUCAUUAGCAAGCGGUUUGAGUUGCAGACCGACGGGAAUCACGUGCAUCAUCUCAGAAGUGCCCGUCGACAGGAGAAAUUGACCGAUCUCCUCCGUGAUAUGCUUGGUGGGAGCCGGAAGAAGGAUGACCACGCUGAUGAUCAGCAGCAGCUGUCCCUCAUGUCCACCUGGAUCGAUCAGUUCAAGAACGAACGCGAUAAGUUGGCCGCAGACAAGAAGGGUGGCCCCAACGCCACCGCGUCGUUGGUUGACAAGUACGGCAAGUGCCAGGAGAUUGUGGGUCGUGGUGCCUUUGGUAUCGUCCGCAUCUCUCACAAGGUGGACCCAAAGGACCACAAAAUGGAACAGCUCUAUGCCGUUAAAGAAUUCCGCCGUCGGCCCCAAGAAACCGCCAAGAAGUACCAGAAGCGGUUGACCUCGGAGUUCUGCAUUUCCUCGUCGCUGCGCCACCCCAACGUCAUCCACACACUCGAUCUAUUACAAGAUGCCAAGGGCGAUUACUGUGAAGUCAUGGAAUACUGUGCAGGCGGAGACCUGUACACUCUGGUUCUGGCAGCCGGCAGACUCGAAGUGGCCGAAGCCGAUUGUCUAUUCAAGCAACUGAUGCGUGGUGUUGAAUACAUGCACGAGAUGGGUGUCGCUCACCGCGAUCUGAAACCCGAGAAUCUCCUAUUGACCACUCAUGGUGCACUCAAGAUCACCGAUUUUGGUAACGGUGAGUGCUUCCGUAUGGCCUGGGAGGAGGAAGCCCACAUGACGGCCGGUCUGUGUGGAUCCGCUCCGUACAUCGCCCCCGAAGAGUACAUCGAGAAGGAAUUCGACCCCAGAGCGGUCGAUAUCUGGGCAACUGGUGUCAUCUACAUGGCCAUGCGUACGGGACGACACUUGUGGCGGGUUGCCCGUAAAGAUGAAGAUGAAUUCUACCAACGUUAUCUGGAGGGCCGCAAACACGAAGAUGGCUACGCUCCAAUUGAAACUCUUCAUAGGGUAAGACCUGGCAACACUACGUCUCGUGAUGAAAAGUCCACCAAACUUACUCGAUCCCAGGCUCGUUGCCGCAAUGUGAUCUACUCUAUCCUGGACCCAAAUUCCACUCGUCGUAUCAAUGCCUCGCAGGUCCUGAAAUCUGAAUGGCUUCGUGAGAUCAAGCUGUGCAAGGCAGGCGAGGAAGGGUUUUGA